This is a messenger RNA of Peronospora matthiolae, 1035 nucleotides long. The record is from the annotation of a GenBank genome assembly. Lineage: Eukaryota; Oomycota; Peronosporomycetes; Peronosporales; Peronosporaceae.
AUGGUUCACAAGUCCAUGCGGUGCCCGAACAAGGCCGCUGAGAGCGCAUCCGCACGUCUCUGUGCAGACGCCGUAGCAGAAACCACAGCAACUGAUGUCUCAUCGGUUGCUAAAGCGUCUCAGCCUGUAUCACCUGGUGAUGCAGACGCUCGUCAUGAAGACACUCAUGUCUUCACAGAGUAUGAGCUCGGUGUCUCAUACUCUCCCGAUACGAAAGAAGGCUCUGUAUCGAAGGCAGUUGAAACCAAGCCGCCUGCCAAGUGUGGCAUGGAUUAUGCUACGCGUCGUAGCAUCUUUGGUUCAUCUGAUGAAUCAGAUCAACCCUCGCCAAAGCGAAGGCGCUCGAGAUCGCAAGACUUGGGCGCUCACAGUGGUGUCAGUUCUCCUAGUGAAACCACUUCGCAGCGAGAUACCAGUGCUUAUGUCGGUACGUCGCAGGAGGAGCGGGACCGCAACGUGUUGCGUCUCGCUCCCGAAAAGAAGACAAGUCUGCCUUCAGUACGUCAACCAUCAGUUGGGAGCGGGGCUCCCAAGUAUCCCAGGACGGGGGAUAGCCGCGCCACUGGACGAGAUAACUCGUCCGACGUCCGUUCACGUAGCGGUGGUUCAACAGCUGCUCAACCAGAUAGCGCUGGCCACCGCGAGAGUCCUCUAAUGGAGGUGGAGGAGGAGGGAAGACGCUCUCCACACAACCGUGGGGAAGCGUGUGUCUCCGAGAGCUUCUUUGAUCGCGUAACGCAAGUAUUACGCAACGAUCUCGAACAUGAGCGGGGCAGGCGUCUCCAACUGGCGGACGCUGCCUCGAAGCAUCGAGCUGAGUUUGCCUUUGUUCAGCUUGAGAACGAGAGAGCUCUGACAUCUCUUCGUAACGAGCUAAGGGUAGCUCGCGGGAUUGUUGAUCGGUCUCGGGCUGAGGUAACUGCUCUUCAGACCCUUGUCGAUGGCCACCAUCGGGAGCACAAGGCCCUCUGUGAGGUGCUUGAACGCAAGGGCGUUCUUCAUCGGAAGAAACAGCGUACUGAUAGUACGGCUUAA